UGCAUCCAAUUGUGAACCGUUAUCACUGCCAACAAAAUCUCAUCGUGCUUUACAUGCAGACCGUCCAGGAAGAGUCUGACGAAGAAAACGAUGACUUCAACGAUGAUGACGCACAGCUGCAUCAAUAACCAGGGUCAGGAGAAUGAAGGAUAUAAUAGGAGAAUUGAAUCUUCGCGCACGGUCUAUGCUGCAUCGCCCGGUGCGGAGGGAGAAUUUGCACUUCGGAAAGGCAGACCGCGCAAGUUCCCGGACUCCACGCUGUCAGGAACGACGAAAUCAAGAAGCUACCAAAUCAAGCGAAAAUCGCUGCCACAGGAAACCGAGACUUGUCACACUGUUCAGGCGUUAUUGUUGGCCGUUUCUGUUUUGGUGCUGAGCUUCUAUGACCUACGACAUGGUCGUACUGUCUACAGCCUCCUGGAGAACGGAAGUGCCGUUACUGGAUUUGUUUCAUCUCACAGAGCAGUGAUUACUUUGAAUCGAGGAUACUCGGCUCCUUAUUCCUUGGUAUCCUCCGUUGCGGCUUGUAUGCUUCUAUAUUCUUUGAUAACGAGAAAAGCACGAUGGAGUCUACCCACAUUGGUUUUGUCAAUGGCCGAUUUUGUCUGUGACUUUGGCGAUGCUGUUGUUGCCACAUGGUUGUUCUUUAGCUAUCUUAAAUUCCCUGUGGCUUUGACAUAUGUCACUUGUGCUGCGACUGUUGUUGCUGCAGAACUGUGGGUUUGGAUGGGAGUCCUUCGACUCUAUGAAAGAAGAACUUUCGAAUGAGAAUAUUUCAGAACAAGAUUCCUUUAAAUCCUGGGAUUAAAAUCUUUUAUGAUAAUUACAAACAUGGCUUUUGU
This is a messenger RNA of Cephus cinctus (wheat stem sawfly), 842 nucleotides long. RefSeq lists its product as uncharacterized. The coding region runs from base 91 to 768 and encodes 225 amino acids. The record is from RefSeq and is a predicted model, not a curated record. The transcript is spliced from 5 exons. Lineage: Eukaryota; Metazoa; Arthropoda; Insecta; Hymenoptera; Cephidae.